Messenger RNA from Jaminaea rosea, 3306 nucleotides. Its product is annotated as TFP11-domain-containing protein. The transcript has a single exon. Bases 51 to 3149 code for a protein of 1032 amino acids. Gene Ontology annotation, cellular component: U2-type post-mRNA release spliceosomal complex. The record is from RefSeq and is a predicted model, not a curated record. Gene Ontology annotation, molecular function: nucleic acid binding. NCBI's taxonomy places the organism in Eukaryota, Fungi, Basidiomycota, Exobasidiomycetes, Microstromatales. Gene Ontology annotation, biological process: spliceosomal complex disassembly.
GCUUGACCUCUGAUCCAUUUCAUCACCCAACCCUCGUCUCGCUGCUCGUCAUGGGGAAAAGGAGCGGGAAAGCUCGUCGAGCCAUCGAAGAUGACGAAUUUUCAUCCAGCGACGAUAGCAGCAGCUCGCGCGAGGCAUCCACCUCCAAGCUGGGUGGGAAGCGCGGUCGCCGGACGAUGCAUGAUGAGGCCAACCUUGGAGCCUUCGGGGAUGACGACGAUCACGAGCGGAGAGGCAGUCGAAGGGCUACUUCCAGCCGUAGUCUACUCAAAAGGCAAGCAUUUGUUCCGGCAUCGUCUUCGAAACCGAUUGCAGAGGAGAACGAGCGACAGGGCGAAAGCAGCGCGUCCGAGUCAGAUGGAGAGGAUGCUCUGAUGAAGGAGGCUCAGCAGACACGAGGGGAGGACGAGCUCGACGACGAUGCCGCUUUCAAGCCUGCAUCAUUCUUUUCAUCACGAGCACAGAGGGAUCGAAUGGAUGAGGAUGCCGACGACGAGGAUGCUUCAGCAGCAAGGCCCGGUAUAGGUGGACGAGGCGGUAUUGGCAGCAGCAGCUCGACUGCCUCAACUUCAAGGGGAGGCAUAGGCUCAAGAGCGCCACCAAUGUUUGCUCCAGCAUCUUCUUCCAGCUCUACACCAUCUUUCGCUCCAGCAGUCUCCUCAUACUCAUCUGCUCCGUCCUUCCAGCCACCCUCCAUCCCCACGCAAGCUCCCUCCUUCACCCCAUCAACCCUCCAAGACGCUGGCGUCCCAACUUCCUUCGGCGCCGCUCCCCCCGUCGCUCCCUCGGAUGCCUUUAAGCGCACUCCAGCCAAAGGACCAUCGAAGCGCUCUUUCCUCAUGCCGCCGCAAACAGACAUUAAAUUCGGCACAGGCUCAGGCGGCGGAUUCAACCCUGCGGCCUACCUUGCCUCCAUGGGCUGGGAUGGUGGCGGGCUGGGAGAGAAGGGGGAUGGGAUGGUGAAGCCCAUCGAGGUGCAGCUUCGCCCAGAACGCGCAGGUAUCGCCUUCGGUGGCAGGAGGGAGAAGACGAAGCAAGCUCGCGACGAGGCUAGAAGACGAGGGGAGGAGGUCAGCGAGAGCGAGGAUGAGAAGGCUGAGCGAAGGCGGAGAGAGAAGAAAGCGGGGCGAGGUGUUGGGAAGGAGGCCCGCCAACAAGAUGCGGCGGAUUUGCGCAAGGCUUGGACAAAGGAGCGUAAGCCUCGCAAGCCGAAGGUGGAGCAUCGCACCUAUGAGGAGAUACUGGAGGCUGCAGGUGGGCAGCCGGAGCAGAAUGUCGGGCAGAUCAUCGAUGCGCGUAGCAAGGAUCUCAAGGAGGUCUCCUCCCUCGCCUCUGCUCUUGCGCACCAUCCUGUCCCCACGAGCGAUUCGAUGCGCCUUCCAGAGCUGCGUCACAAUCUCCGGCUCAUUGCAGAGAGCAGCAAGAACACACUCGAUGGGCUGGCGAAGGAGGGGACGGCAAUCCUUGACAAGCGUAGAUGGCUCAAGCGCGAGCAGGAGGAGAGCACGCGUCGAAGCACAAAGGCGAGGCAAGAGAUUGAGCGGCUGGAGAAGGUGCUUGCGGUAGUCAAGGAAAUUGAAGCCAUCGGCAAGAAGAGCAUGGCGGAUGCGUCGGUCGGGCUGGCCGACUUCGACACUGCCGUUGCAGCCAUCCAGUCAGCAAGCAAGCAUGGAGCGCAGGACAUGGGACUCGACGAGGCCGUCGUUGGUGCCAUCGCGCCUUGCUUCAAGAGGAUCAUGGUCGCGUGGCACCCUCUCGAGGACGGGGAGGCUGGGCAGAGUGUGCAUUUCCUCACACGAUGGCGACGUGCUCUCAACAUACCCGCCGAGAGCUCCAGUGAUGCUGAGGGCAAGUCGCUUAUCGAUCGCUCAGCACCCCAUCGCCCCAGCACUACCUCAAGCGCGGCAGACGAGAUGUCACCGCACGGCUCUCUCCUCUACCACCUCUGGCUUCCCAAAGUCCGCUCAGCGAUCAACAAUGACUGGAAGCCUCACCAUCCUACCGCCGUCGUUGCCCUUCUGACAGCAUGGCGUCCACUCCUCCCGCGGUACAUCUGGGACAACGUUGCAGACCAAGUCCUUCUGCCUAAACUGCAGCGCGCCGUCAGCGACUGGGAGCCGAAGGCGGCCAAGGCUUCGUUGCACCAUAUUAUCUUCCCAUGGCUACCCUUACUCGGAGGGGAAGACGGUGGUCGAUUGGACGAGGUGAUGGGCGAGGCACGCAGGCGAUUACGCGUGGCAAUCAAAGCCUGGCAACCCGGCGCCCUCGCUGAGGCCGACGAAGCGCUUCGUCGUGAGCUCAGCCUGUGGCGCGAAUUCUUUCCCACCCACCAGGACUUCGACUCUCUCCUCCUCACCGCGCUACUCCCAAAGCUUUCCUCCCAUCUCUCCUCUACGCUCAGCAUUAACCCGUCCGCGCAAGAUCUCGCGCCACUGCAGCGUGUGCUGGCCUUCAAGUCCCUGCUACGCAGCAAGAUGCUCGCCCGCCUCCUCGAGGCCGAGUUCGUGCCGAAAUGGCUGGACACCCUCUGGCUCUGGCUCCGUCAGCCUGGAGUGGACAUGGGCGAGGUGGCGCAGUGGUAUUCUUGGUGGAAGGCGUACCUAAGCGAGGAGCAAGGCCUGCCAAUUGGGGAUGAUGCGAGCGGGGGCAGGGCGGAGGCGUACAAGGGAGUAAAAGCAGGGCUUGUACAGGGCAUUGCACUGAUCUCAACGGCGCUCGAGAUGGAGGAAGGAGAGAGGGGCCAGAAACUUGCCAAGCCAGAGUUCAAGCCGAGGCGCAAUGAGGGCAAGAGCGCGAAGCCCACGGCGACGACAAAGCAAGCACGGCCCGCUGCGGCCUCCUUGCGCGAGGAGGACGACGACUCCUCGUCCGCUUUCCGUCGCAUCGUUGAAUCCCGCCUCUCUGCGUCCGACGUACUCUGCUUCCCCCUCGGGCGGGCACAUGAGCGGACCGGCCGCCCCUUGCUCAAAGCGAGCGCGACUGCGACCACUGGUGUGGGAAGCGGAGGUGUCACUUUCUACCUCGACGACGAUGUUGUUUGGGCUGAGGAGCGUGUGGAGGGGAGGAAGGAGUACGUGCCCGUUGGUGUGGAUGAGCUCAUUGCGCGGGCAAAGAAGAGUGACGGGCCGGCGGGAAGGACUAGGAGGUGAGCCGCAGCCGCAGACACGCGAACAAGGCUGGGUGCAAUGCCAUUUGCUGCCAAUCUUCGCCGCGGCGUGAGAACGGCAAAACGCUCGGACCGCUCGGCCGGCACGCGUCUUCUCGGCUGAGGGACGCUACUCCAAAGUACUUCUAGGCGUAGUGAAC